ACAGGACAGCCGAGUAUGGGCGGCUGUAUGCACAACACCCAGAACCACGCAGGCCACUCAGAAGGGGAGCCCAGGCCUUCGGCAGCCCCAACAUCCACUUUCAGGGCUAGAAAAAUGCCCAAAAGUGUUUCAAUAUCCAAACAACUGGCUUCAAUAAAAGAUUUGAAGAAUGGCUCGGAGCUUGAGAAAGCUAUCGCCACUGCGGCUCUCAUUUUCAUAAGCUCUUCUGGCCCUGAUGGCAAACUUGGCAAAGACGCUGCCAAAACUCUGCUGCAAACCCAGUUUAAACAUUUCACAGAGAAAAUAGAAACCAAGGCAACAUACCAAGACAUCCUUUCUGACCUUGAUGAACAUACAGAAAACAAGCUGGAUUUCGAGGACUUCAUGGUCUUGCUUCUAAGUGUCACCGUCAUGUCAGAUCUGCUACAAAAUAUCUGGAGUGUGAAAAUUAUGAAAUAA
This is a messenger RNA of Jaculus jaculus (lesser Egyptian jerboa), 459 nucleotides long. It is a transcript of the gene Sntn, whose product is annotated as sentan, cilia apical structure protein. Bases 16 to 459 code for a protein of 147 amino acids. NCBI's taxonomy places the organism in Eukaryota, Metazoa, Chordata, Mammalia, Rodentia, Dipodidae. The record is from RefSeq and is a predicted model, not a curated record. Gene Ontology annotation, molecular function: transition metal ion binding; protein binding. The transcript has 4 exons.